Schistosoma guineensis is the source of this 6369-nucleotide messenger RNA. NCBI's taxonomy places the organism in Eukaryota, Metazoa, Platyhelminthes, Trematoda, Strigeidida, Schistosomatidae. The record is from the annotation of a GenBank genome assembly.
GUGAUUAUUGCCUAUAAGUGCUUGGUUUGAGCAGCUUUCAUGUCACCGUCAUACGCAUCAGGUACGAGCAUUUACAUUGUUAAAUGUGAGCGUCAAUCUUAAUAUUGACUGUUUUGGUUCACUACAAGUUGUACAAGAUACUUUUUUGUCGAAGUGAAGACACUUUAACAAACAUGGUUUUGUGCAUUAUUUAAAAUUUCAGCAUUUAGAUCGAAUAAGUUUAUAUUCUAUUUUGCGAAGACUUAAAAUGAGCUUUCAAACUGCAGCUAAAGUUUUUGUGUGAUAAAUUUUUUAUCGUAACGCACACAAUGUAUGUUGAUUUGCGUAUUACCGAACUUUUCCCUCGUGUUUUACAUCAUUCUUUGACAAAGCAGCUCACGUAAAUAUAGGGUUUGAGUAAAUAAAAAAUGUUGAUUCAUAUUUAGACAUGUGUAUGGUUGUAUUUCUAUUUAUCCCGGAUGAACAAUUCAUUCAAAAUCAACAUAUGAAUGUCAUAGCUCUUAUUAAUACAUAACAUGUAAAAAUUAUCUGAGUAAAUCUCAGACAUUCGACUAACAAGCAUGAUUAAACUGUCUGGAUGUGUCGUCAUAAUAAACAAGUGUUUCUCGUAACCUCUAUACGUAAAGGAUUAAAUAAGUCCAUGAGGUACUAUAAUUCAGUAAAAUUUGUAUUAUUCGUUUAAUUAUCAAGUGAUUAUUUUGAAUGUUACUAAAGGUUUCGUCUACUAAAGGCUUAAAAAUGUCGAAUCGAUUAAUUGAGUGCCAUUUGUCGACUAAUGCUCACAGAUUUAUGUGAAAACUAGAAUCCUUAAUCGUAUGACUUAGUAAGCUUCAAAAUAUUGUAUACGUCAUAUAUUUCGUUGUUGAAAACUUAACAGAUGAUAACAAAACAGAUAAUCUCGACACUUAUUAAAACCAUAAUUGGUUAUCCUCUAAUAGGACACCUUAAUUAAGUAAACUUGACAUGUGUACUUGAUAAGUAGUUUCUUAUUCAUAAACGUAAUCCAGUUCGUGUUCAGAUCUUUCUGCAUUCCAUAGAAAACGUUUUCUAUAAGGAUUAACAAUGACUCAAGACUUUUCAAGAGAAGUAUUAAAAGCAUGUUCCUUAUACACUAUCCCUACUUCUGAUUUCCUUCAAAAGUCGAAAUUCAAAACAUGUCAGGAACUUGUCUCAAAGUUAAAAAUGUUUACAAUUUGUAUACUGAUUACUUUCAAAGCCAGUAAGGCCAUGCACUAUAAUAGAUACCAAGUAAGUCUUAUAUUUCAAGUACAGCAAAUGAACUGUAAAAGCGCUCACCACACAUUUCUAAGUGUUAUUUCAUAUUUUCCACUUUGUUUAAUUUGAUUAUAACAGUGUUUGAUAAAUGCAAAAGAAAGAGGCCGAUGGCUUCACGGUCAUCCUAUACAAGAGAAGAUGGUUUUCGCUACUGAUAUUUUGUCUGUGUUCAUUUGGGAAUGCUUAUCAGUGGAUUCAUUUGAAUAUAAUUUCUGAUAUUGUUCUGUUUUUUUGGGAUGCUUCUAUUCCAGGUGAGCCAUUGUUUGUUGAAGUUAUGAUUUAGCAAAAACGAUUACUGAUGUUUUAUUACCAAUAAACCUAUAAGCAUGGAUACAGAAACCUUUUUUGGCACUUACUGUUAUUUCUUAUCAAAAAGUACUAGCAUUUUUAAGGCUGGUUGUAUAGGUUAAGUAGCAGACCUAAGUUUAGAAUCUUAUAUUAGUUAAAAUGAUUCAUUUCACAAAAUUUGGGAUUUUCUUAUUAUCUUACUAGCUAUGCUGUUUACCAUCAAAAUAGUUUAAUCCAUUUUUGAGUGCACAACUGAACUGCAUAAUUAGCAACGAUAAAUAAAUCUUUCAUUUAGCCUAUCAUAUUAUAAAGACUCCGUUUGGCGACAGUGAUAAUAGAAGUAUGAGUUGAGUUGGAAGAGUAUUUUUCAGACAAAUGUACAGACGUAUGCGCAAUCACACAUGUAUAAGUGCAGAAUUAGGAGGAUGUGAAUAUAUGUGAUAAUUGUGGAUAAAUUCAUGACUUUCUAUGAAAAAAAAGUCAUUAGAAAGGUAAAACCGACUCGUGAGCCACAUACCGUUUUCGUUAUUAAAAUAAGUUCAAAAGCUAAGAUAAUGUGUGUGCACACUAUGGUGUAAUGACGUAAAUAAAAUAAACCCCUACCAGUCCGUUGGUGUAAUAAGUUUAUUAGAAAAAAAUGGCUUGUUUACCGUACUUUGUUGACUAUUUUUAUGUAUUUUACCAGUUGCGAUGUCUGUAUGAUGAUGUAUUGAUGUAUAUUUGAGAUUUCGUCUGCUACUGUCAUCAUAAUUUGAGUAUUGUAUCAUUUAUGGGUCUUAUACUGAUUUAUGUGGAUCUGAAAUGUUUAAAAUGAUAGUUAAUUUUUUUUACAAUCAAAUUUUUUUGCUAAUAUACUUAUAUUUCUGUUGGUAAGUAGAUAGGAUCCAAAUGAGCUAGUUUAGCAUAUAGACUGUAUAAUAUAUUUCACUUCAGAAUGAUGGUUUAUAGAAAAAGCUUAUCUAAAAUGUUAUUUGUUAGUUAUAAUUAAAGCGAUGAAUCUUAUUGUGCUUCAAACGCAUUCCAUAAAACUGUCUGUAAGACCUAUAAUUUCUAUUCCACAGAAAUACCUUUUUAUUUGUUGAAUAAACUGAGACUAAGUGACAUAAUGGAUGAAUCUUUGUCUUGUAAAAUAACAAGUACUUAACUCAGUCAGUCAGCCAGACAACUGCUCAGACUUGUUAAGGAAACCGGUAUUAGGAACCCGACUGUUAGCGAAACUAUCUCGGAAAAAGAUGGAUAUAUUAUUCACUCUCAGUUCAGGAGAUUGGAUCGAUGGGCAGAACACUUUAGGGAUCAGUUCAACCGGCCUUCAGUCGACCUGAAUGGUAAGUUAAUGUAAGUCCUCCAACUCUUUACGAGGUUGAAAAUGCUAUAAGGAAUCUGAAGCGUGGUUCUGUGACAGUGUUUGUCACUGAAAGGAGUACCAAAGUAGUACAAUAAUCUUAUAAAGACUCUGUACUCGAAAACAACAGGUCGAGUUAGAGCUUAUGGCUAACUGUCAUCAGAAUUCUUUACCUCAAGUGGUACUUAAAUAGUAUUUUAGUAUUGAUAUUUGUAUUGAGAUGAAUAAAUCUACAACUGAUGAACUUUAAACAAGACUAAGACCGCUCAUCCUGAAACAUAAUUUAAAGAAUUUCUAUAACAGUUACAAUAGUAGUAGCUUGUAAAUUAACCAAUAAACUAGACUAAACUAAAAUAAAAAUUAACUUAAUUUCCAAUUAUAUUACUGUUAAAUUUGAUCUUAGAAAAUCAAAAUGUGAUUCGGUAUAUGAAUAUUUAUAGCACAUUUAAAUGUAUUAUCAUACUUUAAAACAUUUAUAGUUAUUAAAUCUAUCUAAGCUUUAUUUAUAUUACAAAAUUUAAAUGAAAUUCAUUUCGAGGGUCGUCUGUAGAUACCAAGACAAUAUCUGUAGAUUGGUUGUCAAUGAUUUAUAUGCUCGCUUAUAUCCCAUUGAUAUUUCCUUCUAAUUGGAUACUGAAUAGAUGGGGCCUGCGUGUAACUCUGCUAGUUGCUUCAGCAUUGAAUGCAGUCGGUGGUUGUAUUAAAUGUAUAGCGGGUGCAGUUACGUAUGAAACAACGUUUGGACAGUCUAAUAAAUCUAUUCCAUUCAGUAAUAAACUUGGUUUUCCAAUACUUAUGGCUGGACAAACUAUUUGUGGAAUAGCUCAAUCCGGUAUAUUGGGUAUACCAGCCCACUUAGCAGCAGUUUGGUUUGGAGUAAAUGAAGUUUCAACGGCUACUGCACUUGGUGUAUUCGGGAAUCAACUUGGUGUUGCAUUUGGUUUUCUAGUACCACCACUUAUUUUACCAUCGAUACCGUAUAGUUCAAAUGGAACUAAUCAAAUUGAUCCAACAACAGAUAUGAAUGAAUUAUUCAAUAAAAUUAAACACUAUAUGAUGAUUAUGCUGUAUUUUAGUGCUGCUUUAAAUAUUCUUCCAUUUAUAUUUGUAUUGUUUGGUUUUCGUGCAAAACCUAAAACUGAACCAAGUUUAGCACAAUAUAAACGUAGUGGUUCAUCGGUUAUUCAUAAAUUACAUAUAAAUGACCAAUUAUCCAUUGAUAACAAACCUUCAAAUGGAAUUCAUUCAAUAGUCACUAAUAAUGGUCUACACGAAAAGAAAAACAAUAUUGAUAAAGAAUUCUAUACAAAAUCAUUAGACGCUGAUCAACAAUAUCCAGCGAUUAGUCCAAAUGAACAUUCAAUAUCAUCAACAAAACAGGAUACCCUAAAUACAAAUAAUUCAAUAAUGAAUAAUUUUAUUAUCAAUAUUGAUGAUAAAAAUGAUAUCAGUAGUAUAGAUAAUUAUUCAUAUCAAUCAUUACAAAAUAAUCCUAGAAAUGAAACUAUUUCAAUGGCAUUAAAACGUUUGUUUAAAAAUACUCCAUUCAUUUUAUUGUUUAUUAGUUAUGGUAUACUUACUGGUGUCUACUAUGCUGUUGGUACAUUAUUAAAUAGUAUUUUACUAGGAUAUUUCACAAAUUCUAAUCUAUCUGGUUGGGCUGGUUUCACAAUGAUUAUUGCCGGUAUAUUUGGAUCAGUAAUAACUGGUGUAAUUUUAGAUAAAACAAAAAAAUUUAAAUUAAUCACAUGCAUUAUAUAUAUACUAAGUUUAUUGUUUAUGGGAAUCUUCACUGGAAUAUUAUAUUUUCGUUCAAUGCCAAUAGUCUUUAUCAUUAUGUUCUGUUUAGGUUUCUUUAUGACCGGUUAUUUAAGUAUUGGUUUUGAAUUAGCCGCUGAAUUAACUUAUCCAGAAAGUGAAGGUUUAUCUUCUGGUUUGUUGAAUACAUCAGCACAGAUAUUUGGCCUUAUACUGAUUCAUGUUGCAACACCAUUGAGAACAAAUUAUGGAGUUUUGCCUGGAAAUUUAUUCCUUACAGGAUUAACACUAAUUGGAACAAUAAUGACAGUGUUAAUUAAAGAGAAUCUUUAUCGUCAACAGGCACAUGAACGUAUGAAUAGACAUUUAACAAAACAAAUUAAUGAAGAUCUAAAUGUUCAACAUAAUGAAUGCAAUGAAACAUGAACAACUUUACUUUCUCAUUUUUAAAAAAAAAAUUUUGUUCUUUUAAAUAUUAGAAUGAAUAAUUUCCCAAGUGCUCAAAAUUAUGCAAUACAAUGAUCAAUAUCGAUAUGUGGUUGUGUGUGUGUGUGUACGUGUGUAAUAUCUCUCUCUAUAUAUAUGCAUAUAUAUGCAUAUCUAUUAGAACGAUUCUGUUGAUGUAUUUCUUUUUGUACUGUCUCUCCCUCUCGUACCAUCUCCAUCAUCACCCCUAUCCCCAUCAUCAUCAUCAUCAUCCCCAUCCCCAUCAACAUGUGAAAUAAAAUCAUGAAUACUUGGUAAAAAGAAAACAACAAAAUCUCAGAUAUCGACUAUCAUUUACAUUCAUUCUUUAUUGUCAAUUUUUUUUAUGAAGAUGUUUUAUUUUUAACAGUGGAAUCAUUCAAUGAUCUUUUGUUUUGUAUCUAUGUGUGUGUAUGCGUGUGUAUGCGUGUGUGUGUGUGUGUGUGUUUGUUUGUUUAUGUGAAUAUAUUGACAUCUGUUUUUAAAACAAAAAAAAUUUUUUUCUCUUUUUGAUAGUAACACUGAUUACGUAAUUUUCUACUACUACUAUUAUUCUUAUUAUUAUUAACCCGAUCUCGUUUUGUUCUAUUUUGUGACUGUAUUAUUAUUAUUAUUUUUUUGUUUCUCAUACUGAAUUAGAUUAGAUUUGUCUUUUUGUUUUUCUAUUACAUAACAUGAAUUUGACAAAGAGAAAAAAACAAGAAAAACAAACAAGUAAACAAAAGAAAAUGGUAGAGAGAAAAAUGACUACCUUCAUUGUGUUUUUUUAUUCUCGGUUCAUAUUUCUAAAAUGUUCACUUGUUUAUAUGUUUCACUUUUUUCUGCUUCUUUUUCUUUUUUUCUUUUUCAUGGUGUCUUAUUUUCUCUCACACAGAGUUUGUUGUUACGUUUUCUUUCUGUUUUUUUUUCUUUUUCACAGUGGCUUAUUUUCUCUCACAUGGAUUGUUGUUCCGUUUUUCUCUUUUUUUUCUUUUUCACAGUGGCUUAUCUUCUCUCACAUAGAUUGUCAUUUCGUUUUCUUUCUGCUUUUUCCCUCUUUUUUUCUUUUUCACAGUGGUUUAUCUUCUCUCACAUAGAUUGUUCUUCCGUUUUUUUCUUUGGUAUGUUUUACCUUUACACUAUAAUUGUUAUAAUCAUUAUAAAUUCUCUUUAUAAAAUAUGGAAUUAGAUCAUGUUGACAAGCAGGUAAGCAAAUGUUUGUUUAUUUUUUUUAGACAAAUAAAUGAGUUUUGUUUGUUGUC